AUGGGUGAAUCAAGACAAGAGCUCAUUCAAUGGCUCAACAGCCUGCUCCAGCUCAACAUCACCAAGGUCGAGCAAUGCGGCACAGGAGCUGCGCUUUGCCAAGUCUUUGACAGCAUCUUUCUCGACCUGCCCAUGCACAGGGUCAAGUUCAACGCCAACACCGACUACCAAUACAUCCAGAAUUUCAAGAUCUUGCAGAACUGCUUCGCGAAGUACAAGGUCGAUAAGCCAAUCCCCGUCGAGGCCUUAGCGAAAUGCAAGAUGCAGGACAACCUCGAAUUCCUCCAGUGGGCCAAGCGCUACUGGGACCAGCACUACCCUGGCGGCGACUACGACGCUCCCUCGCGGAGAAAGGGCGCGGCUGCCCUACCCGCCACCGGCGCUGCGCCGCGGGUCACCAGUGCGGCUGGUGCCCGGCGCGGAGGCACGACACCAACCACGACUGGUCCCCGCGUCGGUCGUGUCGCUGGUGCUGCUGCCGGUGGUGGUGCAGCGUCAGCUGCGCUCCUCAGCGAGAACGCCACCCUCAAGGAGACUGUUGUCGGACUCGAGCGCGAGCGCGAUUUCUACUUCAGCAAGCUGCGUGACAUUGAGCUGCUGGUCCAGCAGGCCGUCGAGGAGGACCCGGAGCUGGAGAAGCAGGAGGAUGGCCUCAUCAAGCACAUCCAGACGAUACUGUACUCGACCGAGGAGGGCUUCGAGAUCCCGGCAGAGGGCGAGGGUCUGGACGACCAGGAGACUUUCUAA
This is a messenger RNA of Microdochium trichocladiopsis, 747 nucleotides long. RefSeq names its product calponin homology domain-containing protein. Bases 1 to 747 code for a protein of 248 amino acids. Gene Ontology annotation, molecular function: microtubule plus-end binding. The record is from RefSeq and is a predicted model, not a curated record. The transcript is spliced from 4 exons. Gene Ontology annotation, biological process: regulation of microtubule polymerization or depolymerization; spindle assembly; protein localization to microtubule plus-end. NCBI's taxonomy places the organism in Eukaryota, Fungi, Ascomycota, Sordariomycetes, Xylariales, Microdochiaceae. Gene Ontology annotation, cellular component: cytoplasmic microtubule; microtubule organizing center; microtubule plus-end.